Messenger RNA from Polychytrium aggregatum, 1743 nucleotides. RefSeq names its product phosphatase 2C-like domain-containing protein. Gene Ontology annotation, molecular function: cation binding; protein serine/threonine phosphatase activity. Gene Ontology annotation, biological process: protein dephosphorylation. The record is from RefSeq and is a predicted model, not a curated record. The transcript is spliced from 4 exons. NCBI's taxonomy places the organism in Eukaryota, Fungi, Chytridiomycota, Chytridiomycetes, Polychytriales. The coding region runs from base 138 to 1625 and encodes 495 amino acids.
AUCGCAUUGCAUCGCCUUGCAUCGCCUUGGACUAUUGCCGUCGUCGCCGUCCAGGCCAGCCGCACUGACUGCAUCUCUGUCUCGUCCACGUCCUCGUCCACACAAGCCACUCACCCGUCUGCAUCCGCAUCCCCACCAUGUUUCUUCCACGCUCGGCUCUGGGACUGCACUGGGCCCGCCACGUCUUCCGCACCCAAAACCCGGUCGUGGCGUCGGCGCUCUCGGCUCGUCGCUGGUCGCCCAACACCAAGCUGCUCUUGUCCGGCACGGGCCUGGUCACCGUCUCGGCCCUCAGUCUCUACUACGGCAACCCGCAUCUGCUGGGGCUCCAAUGCGACUCGCACUCCACCAGCAGCGCCCAGAGCAAGCUUCCGGGUCGGCCGGACCUCUCAGCCGACGACAUCAAUGCCGAGCUGUGGAAGGACCAGUCGACGUUCGACACUGGCGGCGUCGCAAAGACCUGUCGCGUGGAUGUCAACUAUCUCGAGUCCAACCGCCCGAUCGAAGAUCGCCACUUUGUCGGCACCUUUGACCGCGGCCUUCUCGUGGGCAUCUUUGACGGCCACGCCGGCGACGAGGCCGUCAAGCUGGCCAGCAAUGUCCUCCCGAGCUACAUCGGCAGCGCCAUCAAAUCCUCAUCGUCCAUCGGCCAGGCACUUGUCCAAGCCUUCGAGAGCUUUGAUCGCCAUCUCUACAACAUCCCCAAAGAGAUCCUGCCUGACUUUGAGCGCCUGAGCGCCAACCAGGUUUCCUGGAUCGACAUUCCGGCCGAAGCCCGCAAGCGGCUACUCCAGGCUCUCUCGGGCUGCUGUGCCUCGUUUGCGUACGUCAAGAACGACAAAGUGACGGUGGCCAACUCGGGCGACACCCGCAUCUUUAUCGGCCAUCGGCUGAGUGAGGGCGUCUAUGAGGCGCGCGAUCUGACGGACGACCACCAGCCUGGCAAUCCUUCGGAACUGGCCCGCAUGCGAGCCGAGCAUCCCGGCGAGCACGAAACCGUGGCGAGCUACCACCCUUCCGAAGUCAACGGGCCCUUGCGCGUACUUGGCGGCAUGAUGCCGUCCCGAACACUCGGCGACAUGAAGUACAAGUGGCCACUUGCCUGGCACGAGAAGAUUGACGAGAUUGUCCUCCGUCGCCCAAGGAUCACCAAGACCUCAUACCGAACCCGGCCCAACUACAAGACGCCUCCUUACAUCAUUCCUACCCCUGAGAUCCGCGAGUACGGCUUGAAUAGCAACGACGAGUUCAUGGUCCUGGUCACCGACGGUGUGAGCGAAGUACUCACCAACCAGCAAGUGGUUGACGCCGUCGGCAAGUACCUCAGCACAACCACGUCUCGCCAUGAGACCGCCGAGGACGGACACACGAUCGUGGACUCGAACGGCGCAACGCACAUCCUGCGGGAGACCCUGGGUCAGAUUGGCGAGGGUGAGUUUGGUCCGCACACGCUCAGCCGGAUGCUGUCGCUCGACCCCAAGACGAGCCGGUGGAUCCGCGACGACAUCACGAUCAUGGUGGUGUUCUUCAAGGGCAGCGAGAAGCACCUGAAGAACACAAAGAAGGACGUCCGGCUGGUCAUCAGGCCGACGGACGUGAGCCCCCUGCCCAAGGCCAAGCUCUGAACGGCGACAGACUUUGCAAACGAGAGGGCGGACGGCGAGCUGCAUCUCCGCACCUGCACCUGCACCUGCACCUGCACCUGCACCUGCACCUGCACCUGCACCUGCACCUGCACCUGCA